Molecule: messenger RNA, 1632 nt
Organism: Rhipicephalus sanguineus (brown dog tick)
Lineage: Eukaryota; Metazoa; Arthropoda; Arachnida; Ixodida; Ixodidae
Gene: shf
Product: protein shifted
Exons: 10
Coding region: 13-1053 (346 amino acids)
Biological process (GO): anatomical structure development
Cellular component (GO): extracellular region; cell surface
Molecular function (GO): signaling receptor binding
Source: RefSeq, a predicted model, not a curated record
CAGUCGCUCAGCAUGGCGCUACUUGUGUUGGUGCUCCUGCUGGCCGCCGCCGCCGACGCGGGACGCGCAAAGCCUCGGAACGACGACUUCUCGCUUUGGAUCGACGAGAAACAAGUGCGGGAAUUCAGCGGGUUUCCUAUGGAGAUCUUUGCCAUCCUGGACGGCGUGGUGCUUCCGUACAUCCUAGACCCAAACUUCGAGAGGUACCUGCCCGUUAUUCCUUCUGGAGUACACUCGGUCAACUUCACCUGGAAGGCCGGUGAGAACAAGCACUACUAUUACGACUUCGACGUCUUGGAGUCCUUCGACAGCUCCAUAUUGAAGGACCCCGUGAUAUCCAUCGAGACCAAAGGAAAAGUACCCCGCAAAGCAAAAGUGUUCCAAGUGUUCCUGCCGUGCUGGGGCAACGUCACCGGAAUGGCGUCAUUCGGGAUCGGACUCCGCAUUGAGAACGAGAAGGGCCGCUACUUGAGCGGCACGCCACUUCGGCUGCGAUUGCAGAAACAAUGCGCCGACAACCGCCCGGACCCUGAAUGUGACCGAAAAUGCGCCAAUGGAGGUCGCUGCAACGCCGAGAAGAUCUGCGAGUGUCCAAAGCGAUAUAUGGGCCGCUACUGCAGGACAGCAGCGCUGUGCUAUCCACAGUGCAUGAACGGAGGAACGUGCGUGGCCCCGGGAGUCUGCGACUGCGCCGUCGGAUACCAGGGACCCCACUGCGAGGGAGGCAUCUGCGCAGAAAAGUGCCUGAACGGGGGAAAGUGCGUCCAGAAGGAUACCUGCUCCUGCCGACGCGGCCACUACGGUCCCCGUUGCGAAUACAGCAAGUGCUCCAUCCCGUGCCUGAACGGUGGGCGCUGCGUGGGCGUCAACCAGUGCCGCUGCACGAGGAGCUUUGUUGGCCCGCAAUGUGCUCACCGCGUCGACGCCACUGCAGCUGUCCAGAGGGAGCACUGCCAGAGGCGCUGCGUGCAUGGCGUCUGCAUCCGACACAACCGGUGCCUCUGCGACGAAGGAUUCUUUGGCCGGAGGUGCGCCAGGCGUAGGUAUACCUAGGAGGAAAGAACGUCGGAAAAAGCAGUUUGUCUGAAAGCUGCUCGUCUUCUAAAAAGUGACACUUCCGUGCACACACAGUGGGGCACUGCAGCGACUAUGGAAAGGACGCCACCUGGCCCAUGCUGCUAUGUGCAUUGUGUAAAUACGGUGCUCUUGUCCUAUGUGUGAAGUGUUUCUGUAUCAAUAGACAGGAACUAUGGCACCAACCUUCCAUACGCGCAUGUGCACAGGACGGAAUGUGGUGGUUUCUACCCACAGAAGCAGCCAACACUGACGUGCUUCAGAGCAUAAUGUGCCAAGUGUGCUGUGAAUAUUCAGUGAACGAGGUCUGACUAGUGCGGAACUGACUGCGACAACAACUCGCCCAUCUAGUCCUGCUUAUUGCAAUGGUGCUACUUGCGUGUCCACUGCUGUAAUCCAUUAAUUGACUUGUUUUUUUGUUCGCAUCCUAGUUUAGGCAAUUCAGUCGCAGUAGGCCUCCAAAAUAAACCGCAGUUUACAAAUGAAGCCGUGAACUGGUUUGUUGGCACUGCCAAAAAAUUUAUGCAGGCAACUAAGGAAAAAAAUAAAGUUGCAUUC